AGCGCGGGGCGGGGUGGGAGGUUCCCACGGCGGAGGGGAAGAUGGCGGCGGCCGUAGUGCUGGCCGCUGGGCUAUGCAUGGCGCGCCGGGCGCUGGCGGUUGCACGGCCGUGGGGGGCGCAGGUCCGAGGAGCUGCAGGUGUGACUGAUGGGAAUGAAGUGGCCAAGGCCCAGCGGGCAGCUCCUGGGGGAGCAGCCCCAACCAUCUUCUCCCGGAUCCUGGAUCGAAGCCUCCCAGCUGACAUUCUAUAUGAGGACCAGCAGUGUCUUGUAUUCCGUGAUGUGGCCCCUCAGGCUCCUGUGCACUUCCUGGUCAUUCCUAAGAAGCCCAUUCCCCGGAUUAGCCAGGCUGAAGAAGAAGACCAGCAGCUUUUAGGACACCUUCUCCUUGUGGCAAAGAAGACAGCAAAGGCUGAAGGACUGGGAGAUGGAUACCGACUUGUGAUCAACGAUGGGAAGCUGGGUGCACAGUCUGUGUAUCACCUGCACAUUCAUGUACUUGGGGGCAGACAGCUCCAGUGGCCUCCAGGUUGAACCUACCAAAGGACCAAGGACCCCAGACCUGGAUGCUUGGACGGGGUAGGGAAAUAACAGGACCCAGUGAUGCCAAUAAACUUGUUCUCCCUCAA
Phacochoerus africanus (Common warthog) is the source of this 628-nucleotide messenger RNA. RefSeq names its product histidine triad nucleotide binding protein 2 (gene HINT2). Lineage: Eukaryota; Metazoa; Chordata; Mammalia; Artiodactyla; Suidae. The transcript is spliced from 5 exons. The record is from RefSeq and is a predicted model, not a curated record. Bases 42 to 533 code for a protein of 163 amino acids. Gene Ontology annotation, molecular function: hydrolase activity. Gene Ontology annotation, cellular component: cytoplasm; mitochondrion.